Molecule: messenger RNA, 1000 nt
Organism: Lolium rigidum
Lineage: Eukaryota; Viridiplantae; Streptophyta; Magnoliopsida; Poales; Poaceae
Product: ADP-ribosylation factor 1-like
Exons: 7
Coding region: 61-606 (181 amino acids)
Biological process (GO): intracellular protein transport; vesicle-mediated transport
Cellular component (GO): cytoplasm
Molecular function (GO): GTP binding; GTPase activity
Source: RefSeq, a predicted model, not a curated record
UCAGCAGGAGGACGAGCCCGCAGCGGAGCUCGAAGCCGUCGUCGCCGUCUCGGAGGAGAGAUGGGGCUCUCGUUCGGCAAGCUGUUCAGCCGCCUCUUCGCCAAGAAGGAGAUGAGGAUUCUCAUGGUCGGUCUCGACGCCGCUGGUAAGACCACCAUCCUCUACAAGCUCAAGCUCGGGGAGAUCGUCACCACCAUCCCCACCAUCGGAUUUAACGUUGAGACUGUCGAAUACAAGAACAUCAGCUUCACUGUUUGGGACGUGGGGGGUCAAGACAAGAUCAGGCCCCUGUGGAGGCACUACUUCCAGAAUACGCAGGGACUCAUCUUUGUUGUUGACAGCAAUGAUAGGGAGCGUGUUGUUGAGGCCAGAGAUGAGCUCCACAGGAUGCUCAAUGAGGACGAGCUGCGUGAUGCUGUGUUACUUGUAUUUGCAAACAAACAAGAUCUUCCUAAUGCCAUGAAUGCAGCUGAAAUCACUGACAAGCUUGGUCUGCACUCCCUUCGCCAGCGGCACUGGUACAUUCAGAGCACUUGUGCUACAUCUGGUGAAGGAUUGUACGAGGGACUUGACUGGCUCUCCAACAACAUUGCCAACAAGGCUUGAAGUGUCUCCACAACGCUUCCAGGAACCUCUGGCUGUGUGAAGAACUCACUGCUACCAUUUUUGUGAUAUAUAAAUAUAUACACUCUACAACAGAUAGUAUGUAUGCUUAUGUGACAGAAGCUCUCCUUGGAGUGGGCUAGUAUCAGGUUGUUUCUUCGGGUGGGUAUUAUCAGCGUUUCUGUUCGGUUUUACAAGGUUUACUGUGUCAACCGUGUGUAUGUUUUUGAGAUAUAGUAAAAUGAGGCAUGGUGCCAAAUAUUCGAUUAGUUCAGUACUGUGGAUGGUGCAAAUUGUUAGCCUAUGAUGUGAGCGCUCUUUUCACAAGUUCUGUAUUAUGAUCCUUUGCUACUUUGGAUCUGGUUUCAUCUAUGCUUUUGUGCAAGCUGAUUGUAUA